GCGCGCGAGGAGACAGAAGCCCUCCACUUCGCGCUGCGCAACAUCGCAGAGGCGGUCAUCAACGACGCUGACCUGACCUUGGUGGAGGAGGAGGAGGGAGGAGCUGGGGGGGAGCGGGGAGCCAGCCCGCAGAGACGCCCCACCUCUCCUUCCUUCCGAGCCUCCUCUGUCUCACCCACAAGGUCAAGGUCACCGUACGCCCGCCUCCGCUCCCCGAACAGGUCCCCAUCUCCCACAGCCAGGUCAAGCCAAAAAGUGAUCGAACAGCUAGAACACAAGAUGUCGGCGGUGCGCGAGGAGCUGGUGGCCACGAAGGAGGCUCUGAACCGCGCCCUGCUUGACCGCGAGGUGCUGGACGGUCAGAACAAGGAAGUCGGCGAUGCCCUGUCCAAGUCUGAGCUACAGAAGGCGGAGCUGGAAGUGGAGAUGAACAAGUUGAAGACAGAGGAAGCCGCGCUGAGGGACGCGCUGCUCAAGAUGCAAGCGCUGAACGAGGGGCUGGGGGUCUGAACCACACCCUGGAGCUGUCGGAGCUGACGAGACAACAGCUGGAGGAGGAGAUCAUCUCCCUGACCAAGGACAAACAGGAAGUCAUCGCUCAGCUCAACGUGGUGACCUCGUGCGAGCGAGAGAACCGCCAGCAGAGCGAGAUGAUCUCGGCGUACGCGGCCGACAAAGACAACCUUGAGAGCGCCCUCUACGAGGCGCAGCAGCAGGUGAGGGAGUUGGAGGUGAGGCGCGCACAGUUGGAGGGAGAGAACCAGGAGCUCAUCGUCAAGAAGGAAAAUCUACAGU
Molecule: messenger RNA, 795 nt
Organism: Aplysia californica (California sea hare)
Lineage: Eukaryota; Metazoa; Mollusca; Gastropoda; Aplysiida; Aplysiidae
Product: rootletin
Source: RefSeq, a predicted model, not a curated record